Molecule: messenger RNA, 2047 nt
Organism: Styela clava
Lineage: Eukaryota; Metazoa; Chordata; Ascidiacea; Stolidobranchia; Styelidae
Source: RefSeq, a predicted model, not a curated record
UUUCCCGUUAUGACGCAAUAAAGUAUCUAAACACAUGUUUUGCGUUUCUACUCGUCAUAAUGUUACCCAAACAGCUGAUUACGGAUAGCAUCUUACCUGGUAACGGCGACAGGCGAAGCAACUUGGUCGAGAGACAAAUUAUAUUGCAAAAUGGUCGGAGGAGUGUCUAUGAAUACUGCUAGUAUUGAACACCACUUGAGAGAAAUAGGAUUCAAGUUCAACGAUUGGUAUUCUUUUCUGGAUCUUGAUAAUUUUGAUUCGGACCAUCUUGUCGAAAAUCUAACUACUGAAGGAAAUGACGAUCGACCAUUUCUUUGGAGUAAUGGUGAAUUUAUUGAAAAGUGCAACAACGGUGAAAUUUGCAUCAUAGCAUUGAGACAAGCUGAAUCAUUGUUUAACUUGAGUCAGUUGAUGUUUGCUCUUUAUCACGGAUCGCUACAAGCUUGUACCUUCUUGGAUUUGCAGAAAAGCAGACCUCCUCGCGAUAUUCGACAGCGUGGAUUCAUUAAACUUGAAAAUUGCAAUACAAAAUCUGGAACAACUUUUCGCCGUGUAUUGCAUGGGCUAUGUUGGGAAAUUGUAGAGCAAGGUGGCCUUCCUGUUAUAUUUUCUAUGAUCCAGAAUCCUGUUCUUCCGAUCAUCCAGCAGAAAUGUCUUGAUGCGUUGACGAAUAUUCUAUGUGUUGAUCAUAUUGAGUGGCUUGUUCUGAGUCGACAAUCUUGGUUCUUGGACAAGUUAGUGAAGAUGGUUAAUGAAGGUGAUCUACAGUGUGAUAUGGUUCCGGCUAUCAGUGUUAUUGACAGACUCGUGGUUGUCAUAUUAGCAGAGAACAUGAACGCUGCAUACAAACAACUCAUGGAUUCUAACUUUAUAUCAAUCUGUAUCGAUCAACUGCAAAGUCCGAAAGGAAAAAAUGAAAUGUCGAAAUUGCACUUCAUCAAGUUCCAAACAAUCGCGAUGCAGGCGCUCGCUUUGCUCUGUCAAGAUGAUCGAAGUGCAAAAUGGGAGAAAGUUCUUCAGGAAAGGGUAUUUUCCCACGCAUACCAGUGUGCUUUGGUUUGGAAUACAGAACAGCCACCUAGUGAUCCAACGUGGGAUAAAUCUGAGAGUUUUUAUAGGAAUAUGAGUUUUAGUUCAAGUGCAUUGCUGUUCAGUCUGAUUAUUCUCAUACAUGCCGUCCUAAAAUGGCCUGGAAAAAGAAAACAUCUGCAAAAGAAAGGUCUGAUGUUUCAAUAUCAAUUAUCCAAGAUGAUGACACUUUCUCUCAGCGAAACAAGCAACUCCAAAGACUCGAAUGUGCCUAUUAUAAAGAACGCCGUUGAAUGGCUACUGAAAUCACUGACCGGGGUCAAUGAUAAAGAUGAGAAUUGCAGCAGAGUUGAAACUUCACUCAGCACCGCAGGAUUGUUCUCAUCUAUUCUUAAUCCAAUAUCUGAGUUAUGCGAGAAAGUAUUCAGAGAAUGUUCAUAUAAAGAGUGUGGAAAGCGGGAAUCUCAAACAGGUCAGUGGAACACCUGUCCUCACUGCAAUGUCGUUUGCUACUGUUCCAGUAUUUGUGUAGAAGCGGACAGGAAAAUGAACCACACAACAACAAAAUGCUCUUAUUUAUCAAUGAAGCAAGUUGACUGAUGAGGAGUCCCCCAGACGACCAAAGCCGUCGUGUUUCAGAUGAGCUGCACUUACUUUAAAAUAUAUCCAAGUACUACACCAUUUUGCGUGAAACUUAUUUCACUGUGCCUUUAUAUCAUCUAUAAGCGAAACUAUAUUUUAUCAACGUAUUAUCUUCAAUUUAUUUUGCUGUUGACAUGUAAAAUCAGUAUUAUAACGAUGAAAAUAAAAACAUAAAAAUGCUCAUAUGGGCUAUUUUUACAAUGAGUCUUAAUACUCCAGAAUUGCAUUUUUCGAAGCCUUAUCUGUAGCCUAUGCCUCUCAUAAAACAAAUCCCACUUGAGCUGUUGACAUAACAUGCAUUGUUUUUCUCAUGUUGAUGGGCAUUUUUGCUUAUGUUGCAUCUGCUUGCUUCAUUGAGUUGGACACUCAGACAAUG